Molecule: messenger RNA, 5323 nt
Organism: Myotis daubentonii (Daubenton's bat)
Lineage: Eukaryota; Metazoa; Chordata; Mammalia; Chiroptera; Vespertilionidae
Gene: ZBTB6
Product: zinc finger and BTB domain containing 6
Exons: 2
Coding region: 504-1754 (416 amino acids)
Biological process (GO): regulation of transcription by RNA polymerase II
Molecular function (GO): RNA polymerase II cis-regulatory region sequence-specific DNA binding; DNA-binding transcription factor activity, RNA polymerase II-specific; protein binding
Source: RefSeq, a predicted model, not a curated record
AGACGCGACGGGUGGGGAAGCCCCACGAGGAGGAGGAGGAGGAGGGCAGCUGGGUGCUGCCUGGCGGUGGCUGGGCUGGUCCUGUCACCACCUGGUCGACAGGGCCUUGGUCCUGUUGGGCUUGGCUCGGGAAGACCUGUGGCAAGCUGGCGGCGCUUCCCGGCCGCGGGAAGCCAGGUUCAAUUCCGCAGACGCUCCCUAAGCUCUUCCUGCUCCGUGCCGGUCCCCGGCGUUCGCUGCAGGAACUCGGCUGAACGAGGCGCUGUUUCGUGAUGCUCUGGGAGCAACCGACUCUUAAGGGGGAGACAGGAGGCGUCUAGGAAGCCUUACUUGAUUUAGGCCGUAAAGGAGCCAAAUCGCUAGCUGGAAAAAGUAACUGGAGCGUAACAUGUGCAGAGGUGCAUUCGGGGGUCUUCUUGCCUGGGCAGUGGUGAAACUAUGAAUAUCAAAGAGACUUCCAUGAAAAAGAGUAGAGAAAAGAUAAAGCUAUAAAAAUUUUGACCAUGGCUGCGGAGUCUGAUGUUCUGCACUUCCAGUUUGAACAGCAAGGAGAUGCAGUCUUGCAGAAAAUGAAUCUCUUGAGACAGCAGAAUUUAUUUUGUGAUGUAUCCAUUUAUAUUAAUGACACCGAGUUCCAGGGGCACAAGGUGAUAUUAGCUGCUUGCUCCACUUUCAUGAGAGAUCAGUUUUUACUCACACAGUCAAAGCAUGUCAGAAUUACCAUCUUGCAGAGUGCAGAAGUUGGCAGAAAAUUGUUGCUCUCUUGCUAUACUGGAGCACUUGAAGUGAAAAGGAAAGAGCUUUUGAAAUACUUGACUGCUGCUAGUUACCUUCAGAUGGUUCACAUUGUGGAAAAGUGUACAGAAGCUUUGUCAGGAUACCUGGAAAUCGACCUUUCUAUGAAAAACAACAAUCAACAUACCGACCUGUGUCAAUCCUCUAACCCAGAUGUUAAAAAUGAGGAAGAAAAUACAGAUAAAGACUGUGAGAUCAUCGAAAUUUCAGAAGAUAGUCCUGUAAACCUAGAUUUCCACGUUAAAGAAGAGGAAAGCAAUGUGUUGCAGUCUACAGUAGAGAGCCUGACAUCAGAGACACAGGAAAUGAAGUCACCAGAGCUGUCUUCAGUUGAUAUAGGUUUUAAAGACAAUGAAAUUUGUAUCCUCCGUGUGGAAUCUAUAAAUUCCGAUGGUGUAGAAAAUGGGCAGUUUUCACAGCCUUGUACCUCUUCAAAAGCAAGCAUGUAUUUCUCUGAAACACAGCAUUCACUGAUCAAUUCUACGGUUGAGAGCAGAGUGGCAGAAGUUCCUGGGAAUCAAGAUCAGGGCUCAUUUUGUGGGAAUACUGAAGGAAGUCAUGGAACAGCAAAUGAGAUUCAGAACCUGGAAGAUAUUUAUUCACUGAGGCACCAGUGUCCCAGGUGUCCACGAGGAUUUCUUCAUGUUGAAAAUUAUCUGCGCCACCUUAAGAUGCAUAAACUGUUCUUGUGCUUACAGUGUGGGAAAACAUUUACACAGAAGAAGAAUCUCAACCGGCACAUUCGAGGGCACAUGGGCAUACGGCCCUUUCAGUGUACUGUGUGCUUGAAGACAUUUACCGCUAAAAGCACGUUGCAGGACCACUUGAACAUACAUAGUGGGGAUCGGCCAUACAAAUGCCAGUGUUGUGACAUGGAUUUCAAGCACAAAUCUGCCCUGAAAAAGCAUGUGACCUCUGUGCAUGGUCGGAGCAGUGGUGAAAAAAAUACCUAUUCAUGAUCUCAAAAAACAAAAUCUAUUAUAAGUAGAAUCACACCUUGCUAUGGAAGCUAUGUUAGGCAAGUCUUUCUGUAGAAAUGCAACAUUUGUAAUAUUGUUUUCCUCCUCAUCUUUGGGUCUUAUUUUUGGUCUGCCUGUACAUUAUUCUUUCUGAACUUACACUAAGAGUUCCAAAGUGUGGGAGACAUGAUAAAGCUGAUGGAAUGCUAUCUCACAUCUUGUGUUAUAUAAGUCCCAGUUGUAUACCUAGAGAAAUACUGUUCUUCUCUUAAAUAUUAUUGAUUCUAAUGACAGCGGAUCCAGCAGAAUUUCCAUAUUCAGAUUUUGAGUAUCUAUGUAGUUGAUGGAAGUGUAAAAUAACCUAGCCAUGUAAUAACUUUAAUGAGUUAAGAUAAUGGAAAGAUAAAAUUUAAAACAUCCUAUUAUCCAUUAUUAGUCACUUUAAAAUCAGAUAGGAAUAAUAAAUUUUUUAACCUACUGCUUUUGGAUUGCAAAAUAAACACCAAGGUACCUGUUGUUAUAAAAUGUAAAAGAACAUAAUUCAUAUUCACUUGGGAAUAGCAGAAUUUCCUUAUACCUUUCUUAAAAUACUAUUUCCAUGGUUUGUUAGUAUACGUAUUUUAUAAAUUAUUCAUUAGGCCCAAAUGUCUUGAUUUUAUUUAAUGCAGUGGCAUCUAAUAAUUUUGUGGCUAGUAAAAACAUACCAUUGGUUUGAAGCUCUAAAACAUUACUUUUAGAAAUCCCAACUUAACCAAAGGUAUGUUACACCUUUUUUGUUGUAGUUGUUAAAUAUAUUUUUACUGAUUUCAGAGAGGAAUGGAGAGGGAGAGAGAGAAACACCAAUGAUGAGAGAGAGUCAUCGAUCAGCUGCCUCCUGCACAUCCCAUACUGGGGAUCAAGCCCGUAACCCAGGCAUGUGCCCUGACUGGAAAUCGAACCGUGACCUCCUGGUUCAUAGGUCAACACUCAACCACUGAACUAUGUUGGCUGGGCUACCCUUUUAUCUUCUAGUUAACAUAGUAAAGUUGACCUUUGCCAAAUUUGUAUCUAGGUAAUAGGAAUAGUAUGCUCAAAACACUUGUAGCAGACAUCUCUGAGGUCAUCAGACAGAGGAACACUUUCCAUAUCUAGCUCCUUCUCAUUUCUCGUUUCCUUUCUCGAACAGUGAUCCCAUCUGCUAAAUGAUUUGUUUUUGGUAUACAGUUUCAUGAAUCUUUUUUUUUUAAUAUAUUUUAUUAAUUUUUUACAGAGAGGAAGGGAGAGGGACAGAGAGGUAGAAACAUCCAUGAGAGAGAAAUAUCCAUCAGCUGCCUCCUGCACACCCCCUACUGGGGAUGUGCCUGCAACCAAGGUACAUGCCCUUGACCGGAACCGAACCUGCGACUCCUCAGUCCACAGGCCGAUGCUCUAGCCCAGGGGUGGGCAAACUUUUUGACUCGAGGGCCAUAAUGGGUUCUUAAACUGGACCGGAGGGCCUGAACAAAAGCAUGGAUGGAGUGUUUGUGUGAACUAAUAUAAAUUCAAAGUAAACAUCAUUACAUAAAAGGGUACGGUCUUUUUUUUCAAUAGUUUUAUUCAUUUCAAACGGCCGGAUCAGCCCGCGGGCCAUAGUUUGCCCACGGCUGCUCUUGUCACUGAGCUAAACUGGUCAGGGCCAGUUUCAUGAAUCUUAACACAUACAUAGAUUUAUGCAACCACCUCUGUAAUCAAAAUACAGAACAUUCUAUCACCACCGCUAAACUCCUUUAUGCUACCCUUUUGUAGGCAGUUCCUUCUAACUCUACACCCUGCCAAUAGUUCUUCAGUAUAUCUUGCCUUUUCUGGAAUGUCAUAAAUGGAAUCAUAGCAUGAGCUCUUUUGAGAUGCUUCUUUCACCUAGCAUCAUGCCCUUUGAGAUUCAUCCAUUUUGUGUAUGUUAGUAGUCCAUUCCCUUUUCUUUCUGAGUUGUCAUACAUAUUAAUUUUCUUGUUAUCACUAGAUAAACAGUUUAAAGAUGGAAAUCUUAGUGUUUUCUUAAUUAUUAAUAGUCAUUAACAUUAAUGCAAUUUUUAUUUACUAUAUGUUGACAAAAAGCUUAACUAUCUUUAGAGUUUUAUGCUAUUUUCCAGAAAUGUGCCAAAAGCAAAACCAUGACCAUAUGGUUAUUUUACUUACAGUAAUAUUUCAGAUUGUGUUAUGAGCCAUUGCUCUCCAAUAGCCUUGUCUACAUUUAACACAAAACUUUGUUGUCAUAAUACAGAUUAAAAUAUAUUGCAGGGCAAGUCAUAUCUUCUAAAAGACAGGAACCACUUUUAGUAAAAAAGCCUGACUGGAUGCAUCUUACUUUCAAGAUAUUCUAUUCCUCUUCUACUCACCUCAGCUUUAUGUAGCAUUUCUGCUAUAUUUAGUAUCAGUUGAAGCCCUUCCAUAUUUUAAUAUGCAAUAUACUUUGUACCAUUUAUAAGAAUUUUGUGAUGAAUCACAUGUUGAUUGUUAUAAAUGUUCAUUAUCCUUUUUGUGAUACUUGUGAAAAAUAUAUUUUCUAUAGAAUUUUAACUCUGAGAGAGACUUUAAAGAAUCUAGCUCUCAUAUUUGAUAAGAAUGCCAACUUCAUGACCCUUCAGGUCACCAUUUAGUAUCAUUGGACAGGUCACCUCUUGUUGAGCUUCUCUUAAAUUUAUAUGCAAAAUAAUAACUUUGAUCUUGAUCAUUUAUAGAUCAUUUCCAAGUCUAAAAUUCUGUGAUUUUAUAUUUAAAUCUUCCAGAGUUCCUAAGAAUAGAGAAGAGGGGAAAGCAAAAGAGAGUUUGGUGUCUUUUUGCACUAUUUGCUCACUCCAUUGGAGACAGAAUUUUUCUAAAGCAAAUAGUGUUUUUCUCCCACUGGAGAACAUGAUAGUGCAGUGCUUAAUCGUCUUUCCCAUUUGAUCUAUGAUUGGCCAUUUGUAGACAUUUUUCUAUCAGAGAUAGUUUGUGUUUGAAAUACUUAUUUUUGCUUUUUACGGUAAAAUUUAGUUGGGGAGGGAUGAAGAUGGGGUGGGUGAACAAAUAGUAAACUUUUUUGCUAUUGUUUUUUAUGAAUUACCUAUCUUUGAUGUUAUAAAAGAAUUAUGGUUGAACUAUGUUUAAGUUUUAUGUGUGCCUUGUAAGAUUCUUGUGAAAUUUUUUGUAAGCACUUUGAGAUUUUUUGCGUGUGGGGAAGGGGUGUUUUGUGAAAGUGAUGGUUAUUUAUUUAUUUAUUCCUGUUCAUUUAGCACAGAGUGAUCUCAUAACAUUUCUAGGUGAAUGUCUGUUUGCAUGAUGUGCUUAAACAAUUUCAGGAAAAAGAAAUCUUUUUUUAAAUGCAGGCAUGACAAAGUUAAGUGUUGAAUUUAUUCAUUUAAACAUUCACUUUUAGUUGUUUGUUUUUCUAUAUGAUGGGGAAAAUGCAAAAUGUUUGUCUUAAGCCUCUUCAUUUACUGCAUUUUUGAAUAAAAGAUCUUGGAGAGGUAGUUGUUACUUUGGUAUAAGAGAAAAUCCUUUCUUUUUUUUUCCUUGGAUGUAACUAUCAUAUAUGUUUACAUAAGAAAUAAUAAACUGGAGAUGGGAAUGGA